UGAUGGAUGAAAUUGUGCUCAUUGAGUCACCAGUUUCAACCUAUAUUGUACGCUCAAAACCAGCCGAACUGCACUGUCGGGCAUUGAACGCCCGGCAGAUCCGAUUCAAAUGCAAUGGACGAUGGUUGGAAGAUUCUCGAGUACUGAAAUCACAAGGUAAAGAUCCAUCCACUCAACUGCCCUACCUUAGAGGAACCGUUGAAAUCAGUCGUCAAGAGGUUGAUGCGAACAUACAAUUGGGCGAUUACACAUGCCAGUGCUAUGCUUCUGGCGAUUCGGAUUCUCAAGCUGUGCGCUCGGAUUCAGCGCGAAUACGCAUUGCUUGUAAGUUUUUUGUGCUUAAUACAAGUGUUGAAGACGAUUUAUCAAUGGAUUUAUUAUUGUACGGGCAACAUUAUUCCCAAUCUCGUGAACAAAUCAUGCGACUUUAUGAGAUCGCUGAUAAUCUAAAUCGCCAUCAAUACCAAUCUGUACCAUAUUUGCAUUCGACAUCUCAUUCAAAACACACAUUAUUCAACACAUUCACAUAUGCGUUUAUUGGCAUAUCAUACUUUGAACAAUAA
Molecule: messenger RNA, 563 nt
Organism: Anisakis simplex (herring worm)
Lineage: Eukaryota; Metazoa; Nematoda; Chromadorea; Rhabditida; Anisakidae
Source: the annotation of a GenBank genome assembly